CUUAACACUGUAUUAGGUGACAGUUUUGAUCUUAGAUGUUUUAGUAUUUAUUGCCAGAUUAUCCUCGUUAAACAUUCUCUUCUUUGUUCUCAUUGGUGGCCCGGCUGGGCAAAUGAUUGGGUGUACAUGUCUGACCGAUUUAUUGGUCCAAAAUGUUUGUUGGCAAACAUGUGCUCUUAUAACUUUCUUAAGCGGGAUGUUUAUAACUUAUUAAGUAUACUUCCGUGUUGUGAUAAAUAAACAGAGGUUUUAUUUUCGGUCUGUACGCUAUCGUUUUCCCAAUAAAUCUUGCAUCAGACAGGUCACCAAUCUAUAAUAUUGGUAUGCAACUUCAUGACAAAUAAAGGCUUCCUUCUGGAACAGAACUUUUCGUAAAUGAAAAAGAUGGCAGAUUUUGAUUCGAAUGUGUGUUCCCCACCCCACCUCAACUUUAUAUCAACAGCCUAAAUGCAGCUUAAAUGUCGGCGCCAGUUUUUUGCUUGCAUUCAAAAUAACAUAGCUUUAAUCAGUAAGCUUUUGAAAAUAACAUCUAAUUCAGAAAUCAUAAUAAAAAAUGGCAACCGAUCAGGCUUUCAGUGCUGCUACUGGAGAGGCAACACAAAUGCUUCAAGAGUUUUGGCCAACAGUUAUUCAGCAGAUACGUAGCCUUACCAAUGAUAAUUUCAAGAAUCAGGAGUUGCCACUUGCAAGAAUUAAAAAAAUAAUGAAACUUGAUGAAGAUGUGAAGAUGAUAAGUGCAGAGGCUCCCGUCCUGUUUGCUAAGGCAGCAGAGAUUUUUGUGAGUGAACUUUCCUUGAGGGCAUGGAUUCAUACAGAGGACAACAAACGAAGAACAUUGCAGAGAAAUGACAUUGCUAUGGCAAUUUCCAAGUUUGAUCAGUUUGACUUUCUUAUUGACAUUGUACCACGAGAUGAACUGAAACCAGCCAAGCGACAGGAAGAGACUGUUCGAACCUCAGCCUCUCUGCCAGACCAGAUCCAGUACUAUCUCCAGCUUGCUCAGCAGCAAACACAGCAGCAGCAGCAGCAGCAGCAACAGGUGCAGCAGCAGCAGCAGCAGCAGCAGGUUACACAGGUUCAGCAGGUGCCACAACAAGUACAGGUCCAGCAGUCAGUGCAGGUACAACCGCAGGUAGUGACCCAGACUGCACAGCCUGUGCAGCAGAUUGUUUCACAAGCAACACCUGUUCAACAAACUGCCACAGUCCAUUUGUCAGGUGGACAAAUUAUCCAGCAACCAUUCCAGAUACAAGUUGGAGGCCAGACAGCAACAACUUUGCCAUUUGCUAGCGUUGCAGGGCAGCCUCAGAUUGUGCAGCUUCAGACUGCUCAAGGUCAGCAGCUUGGGCAGGUGCAGCAAGUCAUGACCUCUUCUAUGCAGCCAGCACAGACUGCCGUGGUGUCGCAAAUACCUGCACAAGUUGCAGCAUCUGUUAUGCACCCAACUACACAGGUGUAUCAACAGGUGGUUGCACCAUCAGGGGAAGUCCAUAAUGUACCUAUUCACCUGACACCACAGCAGCUCCAGUCAAUUCAGAUGCAGCUUACUGGAAAGUCAACAGCCCAGAGCAUUGUCAUUCAGUCCAGCCAGCCUCUCCAAGCUCAAGCUGACCAGAUAGCACAAAUCACACAGCCCAUUUACCAGAUUCAGCAGUUGCCAGUUGGACAGCAUCCCCAGCAAAUUUUCAUUCAGCAAGCGGCACCUGAUGGAGACGUUGAUCAGACAGAGGUACAAGAGGCAACAUGAACAUAAAAAUAGUACCAUGAGAGAAAAAGGAAUCUUUUUAAAGGAAGGAGAGAAAGAAAGCAAAGAUCUGAUCUAUCUGUGGUCUGAAGCAGUGGGUUGAGAGACCGGAACCUUGCCAUUUAAAUAAGCGCUGCUGGAAAUCAUUGUUUUGUAUGAAUCUGUAUUAACAGUGAUGUUUAAAAUAGUUCAAGAUCUUCCAUGAAAUCAUAUUUUACAGAAGUCUUCUAACGUUUUUUAAUGAAUGCAAUUUUUGAAGAAUAUAGCAAUGUUAAAAAGAAAAAAAACUUAUCUUCUUAGUAUGUUAGACAAUGGCUUGUAUGUUUUCAUGGAAAUAUUUAACUCCUUUUUGAUUUGUGGCAUUUAAUAAAGCUUGAAAUUGGCUUAAACAGCAGAAAAGAAAUGCUUAAUGGAUGUCAUUUUUCACCACGGAACAUUUUUAACUAUUUUUUCAUCUCGAUCAUUUGUAAAAUGAAGUAAAUAUUUAAAUGUUGUAAAGAUGUUUGAUUUAAAAAGGAAUUAACAAACCUCAGUAGUUGAGAUGCAAGGACAUUUGUUGCUUACAUUUUCCCCCUCUUAAUGAUGAUGCACAUAAUUUGAGGCAGCAGCACAUGUACACAUCAGAACAUAUUUCUAUUGUACUGCAGAUGAUCUUAGUUUCGAAGAAACAAUACUGGGUCUAAAACAUAUAAACCAAGUGAGUUGCAGUUCUUGCAGUUUUGGCUAAGUUUUCAAUUUAAUAUUUGUAUUAAUCUGAUAACAAAUAACUGAAAGAAGAAGAAAAAACAACAAAAGCAAGUGUUUUAUUUAUUUUAUUUUUUUACAUCUUUUGGAAAGUUAAGAUUGAUCAAAAUUUUAAAUGGAAUAUAUCAGCGAUAUCUGGUUAAUAUAUCAACAAUAUCUGGUAACAAAAAUCCUUUGAAAAUUAUUGGUCCAGAAAUCUGUUCUCAUGUGCACUCAACCAAAAUUUGGUAAUAAAGUGAUCAUUGGUACAUGUGACUAAUAUCCAUUUAACUUUUUUCUUACAGUUUACACCCCUGAAUGCGAAUGUUUUCAUAGCUGUAGCUCAAUUACAUCAAUACACCUGUAUUGAAUGAAUUAGGAAAUAUUUCAGAGGUUUUUGGGUUGCUUUAUUUUUUGACAUGGUAUAGAUUAGAUGUUCUUUUAUUCCUUUUUGAGAAUUGUCUUUGGUAUCUAUGGUGGUCCAGACAUUAUAAUUACACCUCUCUGCAAUAAAUGACAGCUAUGAAAUUUUCUCUUACGGGCAUAGCAUACAUUUUUUUUAAUUCUGAAAAUCAGGGUUUACUGCCACCUGUGAAGUUAUUAAUGUCUCACAUUCUUUUCUUAAACGUUUUAACUGUUGUGCGUGACCUUUAAACUGCAGUUCCAAAUUCUGGUAUUUUUAAACAACGAAACUGAUGUAUUAUCUUAAUUACCAACUCUGGAUCUUUCUACACUUCUUUUUAUGUUACUUGUUUUGUUUGUUUUUUUGUUUAAAAAAACAGGCUUUCAUUAAAACCGAAGAUGCAAUAUUUUGUUGUCAACAGGUGUAUGUGGUGACUAUGCAUUAUGUAUUGACUUUAAAUUUUAUGUUACAAAAUAACAAGUACCUGCACUUUCAUGACUUGUGGGAUGAAAAAGUUUUUAACAAAUUCAGAUGUGGGAAAGGUUUGUAUAAUUUUACAGCUAGUAAAACUUUGGUGCUGAAAGUUGGCAGUUUUAGCUUCAUUCAGGCUGGUAACUGGAAAACUCACCCAUUCAUAGUGUUGGGUAUUGAAUUUUGUAAGGUAAAUGCCAGUGGAAGUAAAUAGUUGCAUUUUGCAUUCUAAAUGGUCUGUCCCAGAAGCCGUGAAAUACAUUUCAUUGCUCCUAGGUUAUGGGAUCUUUUCCCAAGACAUGGAAGAAGCAUAAAAAGAAUGUGUUGGCUACAAAUUCAACACAAAGUUUAAUAUUUUGAAAAGCAAUUAAAACACUAAAAAUCUGCAAUGUCUCAUCAUUCUCUUGCAUUGCUUCAGUUACAAGUUUAUUGUCUUUGAGGCUUUUAUUCACAAUUUUACUGUUUAUCUUCGUUAGCUGGUGCUGCACACCAUACUAUGACCCAGAAAUGACCACAAUAAAAUGUUAAAACCAAGAAA
Molecule: messenger RNA, 3879 nt
Organism: Pomacea canaliculata
Lineage: Eukaryota; Metazoa; Mollusca; Gastropoda; Architaenioglossa; Ampullariidae
Product: nuclear transcription factor Y subunit gamma-like
Exons: 10
Coding region: 554-1747 (397 amino acids)
Biological process (GO): regulation of DNA-templated transcription
Cellular component (GO): nucleus; CCAAT-binding factor complex
Molecular function (GO): protein heterodimerization activity; DNA-binding transcription activator activity, RNA polymerase II-specific; DNA binding
Source: RefSeq, a predicted model, not a curated record